GAGAGAGGGAGAGAUUAAGAGAGAGAGGAGAGAGACAGAGAGGGAGAGAUUAAGGGAGAGAGAGGAGAGAGACAGAGAGGGAGAAAGUGAGGAGCGGGGGAGAGAGAGAGAGGGAGAGACGGAGAGGGAGAGACAGAGACAGAGAGGAAGAGAGGAGAGAGGGAGAGAGACAGAGUAGAAAAGAGAGAGAAAGGGAGAGAGAGGGAGAGAGGGAGAGGGAAGGAGAGAGAAGAGAAAAGAAGGGACAGAGAAAGGUAGAGAGAGAGGAGAGACAGAGAGGAGAGAGACAGAAAGAGGGAGAGAGAGAGAAAAAGAGAAGGGGAGAGGAGAGGGAGAGAGAGGGAGAGAGAGAGGGAGAAAGAGAAGGGGAGAGGAGAGGGAGAGACAGAGAGACAGGAGAGGAGAGGAGAGGAGAGGAGAGGAGAGGAGAGGAGAGGAGAGGAGAGGAGAGGAGAGGAGAGGAGAGGAGAGGAGAGGAGAAAGGAGAAGAGAGGAGAGAGAGAAAGGGAGAGAGAGAGAGAAGAGAGAGAGAGAGAGAGAAGAAGGAGAGAGAGAGAUGCCCGAUCCUGCUCAAUGGCGCUCCUUCUCGGAGUCCCUAAGACAGAGUUAGUCCCCGGCCCCCUGGCCAGCGGGAAUUGGGGCUGCCUCCUGCUGGGAACUUUCUGAGCAGCCUGUGUGUGCGGUUGGAUGGUGACGGUGCCUCCGUGGGGAUGAGUGACGGAAGCCCGGAGCUCCUAGCAACCAGCCAGAACUACAACAGCCAGAGCGAGAGCAACGAGGACUAUGAGAUCCCCCCGAUAACGCCCCCCAACCUCCCCGAGCCGUCGCUCCUGCACCUGGGAGACCACGAGGCCAGUUACCACUCGCUGUGCCACGGCCUGACGCCCAACGGCCUGCUCCCUGCCUACCCCUACCAGGCCAUGGACCUGCCGGCCAUCAUGGUGUCCAACAUGCUGGCCCAGGACGGCCACCUGCUCUCCGGCCAGCUGCCCACGAUCCAGGAGAUGGUGCACUCGGACCUGGGCAGCUACGACGCGGGCCGGCCGGGGCCGCUGCUGGGCCGCCCGGCCGUGCUCCCCGGCCCGGUGGGCGCCCUCGGCCCGUCGCAGCUCAUCUCGCAGAUGGGCCGCCUCCGCGGCAGCGUCCCGCACGGCUCCCCGUCGCCCCCCGGGAGCAAGUCCGCCACCCCGUCCCCCUCCAGCUCCACCCAGGAGGAGGACUCGGAAGCGCAUUUCAAGAUCUCGGGAGAGAAGAGACCCUCCACGGACCCAGGGAAAAAGGCCAAGAACCCAAAGAAGAAGAAGAAGAAGGACCCCAACGAGCCGCAGAAGCCCGUGUCCGCCUACGCCCUCUUCUUCAGGGACACCCAGGCAGCCAUCAAGGGGCAGAACCCCAGCGCCACCUUUGGGGACGUGUCCAAAAUCGUGGCGUCCAUGUGGGACAGCUUGGGAGAGGAGCAGAAGCAGGCCUACAAGAGGAAAACCGAAGCGGCCAAGAAGGAGUAUCUGAAGGCGCUGGCCGCCUACAGGGCCAGCCUCGUCUCCAAGAGCUCUCCAGACCAGGGGGAGACCAAGAGCGCCCAGGCCAACCCGCCCGCCAAGAUGCUGCCGCCGAAGCAGCCCAUGUACGCCGUGCCCGGCCUGGCGCCCUUCCUGACGCCGUCCGAGCUGCAGGCCUUCUGUGGCGGGGCCUCUCCCGCCAGCCUCGCCCGGACGCUCGGCUCCAAGUCGCUGUUGCCGGGCCUCAGUGCCUCCCCGCCGCCCCCCUCCUUCCCGCUCAGCCCCCCGCUGCACCAGCAGCUGCCCCUGGCCCCCCACGCACAGGGCGCCCUCCUCAGCCCCCCCGUCAGCAUGUCCCCGGCCCCGCAGCCCCCAGUCCUGCCCACCCCCAUGGCACUCCAGGUGCAGCUGGCGAUGAGCCCGUCGCCCCCAGGGCCCCAGGACUUUCCUCACCUCCCGGAGUUCCCCAGCAGCUCGGGGUCCCGCUCCCCCGGCCCGGCGAACCCCACGAGCAGCGGAGACUGGGACAGCAGUUACCCCAGCGGGGAGUGUGGCGUCAGCACCUGCAGCCUGCUCCCCCGGGAGAAAUCACUCUACCUCACCUAAGGCGGCGGCUCUCGGCCCUGAGGCUCGCAGCAAGGGCGCUGCCCAGAGCCGGGACCCCCGGGGGGGCAGCGCCGCCCGGCAGGAGGCGGGAGGCAGGAGCCGAGAGCGAGGGCAACCCGUGCCCGGGGACGGACGCUCCUGCCCCUCCAGCCCCGGACUCCGAGGAGGUGCCCAGCGCCCGCCCCCGAGAACCCGCCCGCUUGCUCCAGGCCCCGCGACCACCCCGUCAUCUGCCCCUCGGCCCAGACGCCCGGCCUCAGCCCCCCCAGCUCAACACCCCCCCACCCCCAGCCCAGAGCCCGCCCGCCCGGGCACAGCCAGGCCCGGGGCCAGCGUGAGGAGGCGGCCGCCCGCCCGUGUGUGUAGAGUCCGUGUUUUUAGACUGUGCUGAAGACUUCUGUAUUAUUUUGUGGGGGGAAGAAAUGUAGUUUCCCGAACGGCGAGAAGCGUUUUCUAUGGCUCCUAGCGCCUCUGUGGUUUGGGUUUUGCAGUGUGACCUGGCGGGAGACGCCCCCGGCCUCCCCGGCCCGUGCCCGUGUCCGUCGCUUCCCAACGGCCCAGGGGGACUUGCCCCCAGGAGCGGGGCAGGCGGAGGGGGCUCCCGUGCGGGGGGUUGGGGUGAUGGGGAAGGGGUU
Messenger RNA from Sorex araneus (European shrew), 2740 nucleotides. It is a transcript of the gene TOX2, whose product is annotated as TOX high mobility group box family member 2. Gene Ontology annotation, molecular function: chromatin DNA binding. The record is from RefSeq and is a predicted model, not a curated record. The coding region runs from base 711 to 2105 and encodes 464 amino acids. The transcript has 9 exons. Gene Ontology annotation, biological process: regulation of transcription by RNA polymerase II. NCBI's taxonomy places the organism in Eukaryota, Metazoa, Chordata, Mammalia, Eulipotyphla, Soricidae. Gene Ontology annotation, cellular component: nucleus.